GUCGGGUAGACAUACGUGGGCGGGGGCUGGCGCCUUAGUGAACAUGGCGGCUGGCCGCGCCCGAGCUGUGCUUGCUGCCCUAGGAGUGCUUAGUGUCUGCGAGGCCGGCGGCUUUGGGCCUGUAGGGAAAGGGAAGACCGGUGCGGAGGCGGAGUGGGCGGAGCCGUGGGAUGGUGCGGUUUUCGGGCCGCCCUCGGCGCUGGGCGCGGUGGGGGUGGCUCGCAGUUCCGGAUUCCCGCGGCCCGGGAAGGAGGAGGCAGUGGACUUGCCGGUGCUGCUGUGGUGGAGCCCAGGGCUGUUUCCCCACUUCCCGGAUGAUUCGGAGCGCAUUGAGUGCGCGCGCGGCGCGUGCGUGGCGUCCCGGGACCGACGGGUACGGGGAGACUGGGGGACACGCGCGCUGCUCUUCUACGGCACCGACUUUCGCGCGUCCGAGGCGCCGCUACCGCGCCUAGCGCAUCAGAGCUGGGCGCUCUUGCACGAGGAGUCACCCCUCAACAACUUCUUGCUGAGCCACGGCCCGGGCAUCCGCCUCUUCAAUCUCACCGCCACAUUCAGCCGCCACUCGGACUAUCCGCUGCCUCUCCAGUGGCUCCCCGGGACUGCCUACCUGCGCCGCGCGGCGCCUCCACUCCGGGAGCGCGCGGAGUGGCGCCGCCGCGGCUACGCGCCGCUACUCUAUCUGCAGUCCCACUGCGACGUGCCAGCGGACCGGGACCGCUACGUGCGCGAACUCAUGCGCUAUAUCCCGGUGGACUCAUACGGGAAAUGCCUGCAAAAUCGGGAGCUGCCCACUCCUCGGCUACAGGACACAGCUACAGCUACCACCGAGGAUCCAGAGCUCUUGGCAUUCAUGGCCCGCUAUAAGUUUCAUUUGGCCCUCGAAAAUGCCAUCUGUGACGACUACAUGACAGAAAAACUGUGGCGCCCCAUGCAUCUUGGCGCCGUGCCUGUGUACCGUGGCUCUCCCACUGUUAGGGACUGGAUGCCCAACAAUCACUCCAUCAUCCUCAUUGACGACUUUGAGUCACCUCAGAAGCUGGCAGAGUUUAUUGACUUUCUGGACAAAAACGAUGAGGAAUACAUGAAAUAUCUGGCAUACAAGCAACCUGGGGGCAUGUCCAACCAGUUCCUUCUGGAUAAUCUGAAGCGUCGGGAGUGGGGAGUGAAUGAUCCUUUACUGCCUAACUACCUCAACGGUUUCGAGUGUUUCGUCUGUGAUCACGAACUGUCUCGACUCAAUGCCGAGAAAGCCCACGCAGCCUCUCCUGGGGACAUCCCUGUUCCAGAGCCUCACAUUGCCCAGCCCUCACACAUGGACUGCCCAAUGCCCACCCCUGGCUUUGGUAGUGUGGAAGAGAUUCCAGAGAGUGACAGCUGGAAGGAGAUGUGGCUGCAAGAUUAUUGGCAAGGUCUGGACCAGGGGGAAGCUCUUACUGUCAUGAUCCACAACAAUGAGACACAGCAGAGGAAAUUUUGGGAUUACCUACAUGAGAUCUUCAUGAAAAGGAACCAAAAUAUUUAAUUACCCUUGUGAGAGCUUUUAACUUGGUAGAGCCAAGGAGAUGGAAGUCCUUAUUCUACCAUGGAAAAUUAGGAGCAUUCUCUGCACAAACCCAUAAUGAACAUUGUUGUAUCAUGAAUUAAAGGAAUUCCAGUUAUAUUCACUGAUAAUUUUAUCCUAAUGAUAUGUAACCAGUGUGUCUGCUUUUGGUAAUAGGGCCUCUCCUCAAGGAGAGAUGAAGGCAGCUAGUGCUGGUUUAGUGGGAAACAGAAGCCUAAAAAAUCAUCUUGAUUCAAUGUGCUGAUACAACAGACCUUUAAAAGAAUUGCUUUUCUCUAGCCCUUUCAUCUUCUCAGUUGUGAUUGAAAGUAUACUACUUGGCUACACAUGAGGUAAGAUGGGCCAGGUUUAGGGUCUUAAAACUUCUGUGCUAUUCCUUAAAUCCCUUAUUACUCAAUACCUUUCCUAAUCUCUCUUCUUCAUCUCCUUACUGCAUUAUAAACUGUUAUGUUGAUGGUGAUGGUGGUGAAGCAGAUUCCUGGCAGAUUGUAGUCUGGUUCUCUAGAAUUGUAUUUUUGAUCAUUUACUUUGCCUUUCAUGUCAAACUUUUUAUUUUCAAUAGGUUUUUCUUUCCUGAUUUUCCACAAUUUCUGAUGAAGAUGCAGCAGUGUUGCCACCAUUCCCACUUUCAUUCUGUCUGCAUUAAACUGGGUAUAGAUUUGACAGCUUUUCUUAUUGCUACUUUGCUUCUCUUCUAUGGCAUAUCUGGAAUUCCUUCUCUUUAUGACCAGAAAAAUUCAGUGGCAAAACAUAUAUCAUGUCAAUUUAAUGAACAGUCCUACUCUAUUUUAGGUUAGAGAUGGGGACUAAGGCUGGGAAUGAUGGUAGAAAAAUAUUUAAAUGACUUUGAAAUGUUAAAAUAGGCUAGUGUGAAUCAAAGUGCAAAUUUCUAAAAGUCUUUGUUCUUUUCUGUCUGCAUUAAUGAACUCUUCCCUUUAUUAUUUUUAAAUGCUAAAAAUGUCCCAUUGCCCCCAGAGUCAUGAAAAUUAUAGUGGGAAAAACAGCCCAGCAAUAUAGCUCUAGUAAUUAUCUCAUAUUCUGCAGCACUUUUCACUUUAAGUGGAAUGAAAUAUUCCAACUUCAUUUAUUCUGUUACUGAUAGCCUUCUAUUCAACUUUAUAAUACUAAGACUAAAUUUUGAUGGGAGCCCACCCAAAGCCCUAAACUGAAGAGGAUGAGAGGCAAUCUCAAAUCUUAAAGAUAUUUAAGCCACUACAAGUGGCUGGUUAUAUAAAAAGCUAUUAGUCAGAUUUGGAGAUGUAACCAAAUCCUUCUUUUGCUGUGGUUUGAAAAUACAACUUAAUGGGUAGGGAGACCAUUAGCUUUUUCUAGGGCAGUAGAACAAGAAAGAAUACCUUGGACCUUAGAGCUACCUGGUUAUAAUGUUGUAAUGUAAAUAUACACACACUAGUUUACAAUCAGAUAUAUGUUAGAUGCUUCAACAACUAGGGUCCCACACUUAGUAUUGUGACAACUAAGGAUGUGGUCAAGGAAAGCUCUAAUUUAGGCAGGAUUUCACUGCCAGGGUAAGUGGUUCCUUUUUCAUUUUAUUCUUUAGUUAAAAAUGCCCUUCACAACAGCGUGAAGUUGGUUUUGUUUGGGGUUUCGCAGAAAAAAACAAAAGGGAAAGAUAGACCUUCAAAAUCACUUAUUUGAUAGAGUUGAGACCCACUAAAGAAAUACAUUUAAGACUCUGAUUUCUAAGCUUGCAAUCUAUUUAAAUGCAGGUGAUUUGUAGUGUAAAAUAUGCAUUACGCAAGUGCAAAGGCCUAGGACUCAAAUUUCAUGAUGUGCAAUAAAAAGGUUAAGUGAUGGUUAUACAAAGUGUAGUAUCAUCCCUAACUUUCCCUAAUUACACCAGUUCAUAUUGGGAUUCCUUUAGCACUUUUAUGUACAAAGUGGGCCAGUUUACUAAUGACUGUGGCUGGAGAACACCUGCCUUGUGGUUAGUGCUUCUCAGACUUUCUCCUUUAUUCCUAUCACCAUAAAAGUAUUCAGAAAAGAGCAGGGUAAACCAGGUCCUACAUUUUCACCAAGGGAAAGCAGAACCAGGAAUACCUACGGGAUACUUAUCCACUAAAGGCUUUGCUUCCCCUAGGAGAAAGCAGGCAAUGUGAAUUUUCUCUGGUUUAGGACCUAGGCUGUUCUGUAUACAGCAUCAGACUUGCAGUUACUGGUGGUAGUGCUGUCCGAUAGCUACCAGUUUUAUUUGUGCUGCUGGAGAGUGGGUGGAGCAUGGGACUGACGCCUUUAUUACUCCAAAUAUGUUGCUAUUUCCUAUUAUCUCAGGUUCAUUUUGUAUAAUAAAUGUUUUCUUUUUAAACAGUG
Molecule: messenger RNA, 3892 nt
Organism: Manis javanica (Malayan pangolin)
Lineage: Eukaryota; Metazoa; Chordata; Mammalia; Pholidota; Manidae
Gene: POFUT4
Product: fucosyltransferase 11
Cellular component (GO): Golgi membrane
Molecular function (GO): alpha-(1->3)-fucosyltransferase activity
Source: RefSeq, a predicted model, not a curated record